UCCACGACGUCUCAUUGUCCCCUCAUUUAGCUCUCUGAACCCACUCAGCCAUGAGUUCUGCCUCAGUGAAUAUGUCUCGUCCACGUUCUUCAUCCGAUUGUUCUUUACUAGGUCGCGCGGUGGCAUCGGCACCUUACGCGGUCUGAGACUUGCAGGAGUCCAUCUACUUCCUGACUGGCCGUUGAGAGCAUCUUCGUGCGUAUCCACCUUCGCUGCCGCAAGUCUUCGAUCACACACAUGUCACAGGCAUUGCUCCUCCUCCAUACAGCCACUCAGGGUACAAAGGAGCGUAUAGCAUGGGUGGAGAUCCCCUCAACCCGGACUACCUGCAGCGUCAGCUGCCUGUGGGCGAGGCCCGUGCUUCACUUCGUAUCAGUGAAGAUGCGCUCAACGAUCUCGAGGCCCAGUGCAACGCGCUCAGGGUCGAAGUAGGGAAGGCACUUUCAGAACGCGACAGAGCUCUGGAGAAUGCGGAGAGUAUGCGUGAAGCUUUACAAGAGCUGAAACGAGAGUCGGCCGAAACACAGCUUAUCGGCGCCGCUGUUCAAGACAGACUGACGGCCUCUUUUCAACAGCCGCUGGCUGAGAUCGAGCGGCAUGCGCGACAAGUCAUAGACGAAGCCACGACGAAGGCCAUGUCAGAGCUAGAACGCGAGCGGGACGAUCUCAAACGUGAGGCGGAGAUCGCGCAUGCCAAGUAUCUCGACGCGAACGCAGCCUCGGAGGCCGCGCGAGAGGCCAGGAACGCCCUCCAAGAGGAACUCGCUACCACCCGUCAAGAGCUCAAGUACCGCGUCGACGAGGUGAUCUUGUUGAAAGAACGUUGCGCCACGGCGGUCUUGGGGAAGUGGGGGCAACACAAGAUGAUAUAAUCGAAUCUCUCACGGCUGGAAUAACGGCGCGAUCAAGUCUGCCCACGGUGUCACAGCCGUCUCUAGACUCUCACACAGGAACCAAGUUCGGCGUGAUGCUGAAGACAGUGUACGAGCCCAUUGUGCGACUGCUCUCCAUGGGCAAAUCGGUACGG
This is a messenger RNA of Fomitopsis serialis, 1027 nucleotides long. RefSeq lists its product as uncharacterized. The coding region runs from base 297 to 872 and encodes 191 amino acids. The record is from RefSeq and is a predicted model, not a curated record. The transcript has 6 exons. NCBI's taxonomy places the organism in Eukaryota, Fungi, Basidiomycota, Agaricomycetes, Polyporales, Fomitopsidaceae.